AUGUUGGUGCUCGCCUGUUUCAACGGGCUCAUCUCGUUCGACAACUUUUUCGAAAAUCGUUUCGAUCCGCGACUAGAGAAGGAACACCUCUUUGUCAUCGCCGCCAACAUCUUGUUGAAGCUUUUCCUGUACCUGAUUUGCUUGUGGCGGAACGACGUGGAGCAGAUUAAAGUCCUUUCGAAAGAUCAGAAAACGGACAUUCUGACGAAUUCUACGGCCCUAGUCUUUGCGCUAUUGACGGCGUACGUUAACCAGAUUUACGACAUAUUCGGCGCGGUCAUCAUCUUCGUGUUGAUCAUCUACAAUUGGCUGCCGAUUUUGCUGGUGAAUUCGAACAAAAUCCAGGGCAUCCAGGCUUCGGACUGGAGGGUGGCCGCUGUGAAAGAGGCUCUUGGUCAAGUUGACGGUUGUGAAAUACUGGAUUUUCUGUUAUAUCACGCUGGAGAAGGGUGCGUGGCUGAGGUUCGUUGUGCAAAAAAGGGUGCUACAGAUAUUCGAGGAGCCAUUACUGCCAAGCUGGUAGAAAUUGACUGGAUUAGGGCGGUUUUUGUGGAGAUCGAAGAUGAGAAAAACGUGAGUUUGCGUGAUUGCACCUUU
Messenger RNA from Mesorhabditis spiculigera, 597 nucleotides. The record is from the annotation of a GenBank genome assembly. Lineage: Eukaryota; Metazoa; Nematoda; Chromadorea; Rhabditida; Rhabditidae.